AUGCAAAGGUUACACUGCGCCGAGCCCAAUGGGGCACCGAUUGUACAAGCAGAGGAUGUACUCUACCUCGCCCAGCCUCACCCACCACAGAAGAGACCAGUCCUCGCAGAGCCAGAUAUUUAUAAAAAGCGAAUAUGUGGCCAGAAACGGGAUCUGGUUCUCCCUGAGACAGUUAAGAUGGGGAAACCAUCCCACCUGGCUUUCAUCGUGCGGAAGGAGUCACCAUGGGAGACCUACAGGAAGGUCUAUGACUGCAACCUGGAUGGUCCUCUUGUAGUAGCGAUACCGCGGAUUCACCCAAGUCGGCUUGUGGCAAUCAGGUCAAUCAAGAGGAAAGACAUCAACGAGAUACCCCGCUUCUUUGAACGCCUGCAACACCCCUGUAUCCAUACUUGUCAACAAUGCUUUUUAGACCAGGACCUAGUCUUCCUCCUCUACGAGUAUAUCCCCAUCUCAUUGGACCAUAUCGUUGCUUGCGAGGCCUACCUAAAUGAAACGGAGCUUGCUGCGGUUUUAGCACAGUGGAAGGUCCUCGAAGGCCUGCUAUAUAUAUCAAGCCAGCGACUUGAGCAUCCACAACUAACAACUAUCAAUAUUUUGGCAACGGAGAAGGGAGAGGUCAAAAUUGGUGCCCUCGACGUAUGUGUACCACUGAGCGCACAUCAAGCCCCGCAUUAUUCCCAGGCCUUGAAGGCAAUCACAAUGGAACUGAUGCAGAAAUACAACGACAGACAUAGCGAGAUCAGGGUAGAUGGUACGCAACGGUGGUCCGACAACUCGUUUAGAACAAGCUUUCUCUCCUCAAUUACAUCAGAUGUGUCGAUAGAGAGACUGCGAGAGAAACUCGGUGGUGCAAGGGUCAUCUGA
Molecule: messenger RNA, 867 nt
Organism: Aspergillus pseudonomiae
Lineage: Eukaryota; Fungi; Ascomycota; Eurotiomycetes; Eurotiales; Aspergillaceae
Exons: 4
Coding region: 1-867 (288 amino acids)
Biological process (GO): protein phosphorylation
Cellular component (GO): cytoplasm
Molecular function (GO): ATP binding; protein serine/threonine kinase activity
Source: RefSeq, a predicted model, not a curated record